AUGUCCCGCCUCCUCCCACUCGUCAUUGACAAUGGCACGGGCUACACAAAGAUGGGCUUCGCAGGCAACUCGGAGCCCUCCUUUGUGUUCCCCACCGUGAUUGCGACUAAGGACUCGACAUCGACAUCCGGUAGCGGGACGGGGCGCCGUCCCGCCCCGCCGGUCGCGGCUAAGCCUGGCCACCUCGCGAGCAAGCGCGGUAUUGAGGACCUCGACUUUUUCAUUGGCGACGAGGCGGUGGCCAACUCGAAGACAUACUCGCUCCACUAUCCGAUCCAACACGGCACGAUCAACAACUGGGACCAGAUGGAGCGUUACUGGGAGCAGAGCAUCUUCAAGUACCUCCGCGCCGAGCCCGAGGACCACUACGUGCUGCUCACCGAGCCACCGCUCAACCCGCCCGAGAACCGCGAGAACACUGCCGAGAUCAUGUUCGAGUCGUUCAACGUCGCAGGCCUCUACAUUGCUGUUCAGGCUGUACUGGCGCUCGCGGCGUCGUGGUCGAGCUCCAAGGUCACAGAGCGCACGCUGACUGGUGUGGUCAUUGACUCGGGAGACGGCGUGACACACACCAUUCCCGUCGCCGAGGGCUACGUCAUCGGCUCAUCGAUCAAGCACGUCCCUAUUGCUGGCAGCGACAUUACCAAGUUUGUGCAGCAGCUUCUUCGUGACCGCGGCGAGUCGGCGCAGAUUCCUCCAGAGGACCAGUUCCGUGUCGCCGAGAAGAUCAAGGAGGACUACACCUAUGUGUGCCAGGACAUUGUGAAGGAGUUUAGAAAGUACGACGCCGACCCGUACAAGUACUUUUCGCGGUACUCGGGCGAGCACUCUGUGACUGGAAGGAAAUACGACGUCGACGUCGGCUACGAGCGCUUCCUCGCCCCCGAGAUCUUCUUCAACCCCGAAAUCUACUCGUCCGACUUUCUCACCCCCCUCCCAGAGGUGGUCGACACUGUCAUCCAGACGUCGCCCAUCGACGUCCGCCGCGGCCUGUACAAGAAUAUUGUCCUCUCGGGUGGCUCGACAAUGUACAAGGACUUUGGCCGGCGUCUGCAGAAGGACCUCAAGACGAUUGUUGACAGCCGCAUCUCGCUCUCCGAGGACCGUUCUGGUAACCUCAUGCGCUCCUCGGGUGUCGAGGUCAACGUCAUCAGCCACAAGCGCCAGCGCUACGCCGUGUGGUACGGCGGCAGUCUCAUGGCGUCGCUGCCCGAGUUUUACAAUGUGUCGCACUCGCGCGCCGACUACGAGGAGUAUGGCCCGAGCCUCGUCCGCCGGUUCUCGGUGUUUGGCAGUGCGACCUAA
Molecule: messenger RNA, 1305 nt
Organism: Cutaneotrichosporon cavernicola
Lineage: Eukaryota; Fungi; Basidiomycota; Tremellomycetes; Trichosporonales; Trichosporonaceae
Gene: ARP3
Exons: 5
Coding region: 1-1305 (434 amino acids)
Biological process (GO): Arp2/3 complex-mediated actin nucleation
Cellular component (GO): actin cortical patch; Arp2/3 protein complex
Molecular function (GO): actin filament binding
Source: RefSeq, a predicted model, not a curated record